Molecule: messenger RNA, 417 nt
Organism: Durusdinium trenchii
Lineage: Eukaryota; Dinophyceae; Suessiales; Symbiodiniaceae
Source: the annotation of a GenBank genome assembly
AUGCCAGCCGCCUUGCUUUGUGCCUCAUUGUGGCGACGCUUGCCAGAAGGAGAUUCAUCCAGUGAUGGCGAACUACAGGCGCAGUCUUCGAAGACUUGUCCUGAUCGAGGAGAAUUUGGUCGACUGCAGAAGGUUUCCGACUCCUUUGAUUCCAUCCUCUCGCGGAUGACCUUGACCUUCGUGAUGAAGUCUGACUGGAGGCGGUGCUGGCGACGAAGGCUCCUGCUUGAUGGCCACAUUGACGCACCAAAGUGUCCCAUGUACCACUUGAAGCGGUAUACCUUAGAAGGAAAGAUAGCUCCUGACGCAGUGGCCGCAUGCUUUGUCAACCUGGCAUCCGGCGCUGCGACGCAGGCUUGCAGCGACGCCUUGAUGGAUUCCAACCCUGCGCUGCAUGGGUCAGGCUCUGCAGGCUGA